Messenger RNA from Rhodamnia argentea, 436 nucleotides. Its product is annotated as gibberellin-regulated protein 11-like. The record is from RefSeq and is a predicted model, not a curated record. Bases 1 to 312 code for a protein of 103 amino acids. NCBI's taxonomy places the organism in Eukaryota, Viridiplantae, Streptophyta, Magnoliopsida, Myrtales, Myrtaceae. The transcript has 3 exons.
AUGGCGUUGCUGAGGCUUUGCACGACGUUGCUGCUCUUCUCUCUUUUUUUCAUCCACCAAGCUGAAUCUGAUAAUUUGGUGAUUCUGUUGAACGCAGCUGAUGCACCAGCUCCGCCUCCGCCACAUCUCGAUUGCGACGGGGCCUGCGCCGUUCGGUGCCAACUGUCGUCGCGGCCACGCAUCUGCAAGAGGGCGUGCGGGACUUGCUGCGCCAGAUGCGACUGCGUGCCGCCGGGGACUUCAGGCAACUACGACGCCUGCCCUUGUUAUGCCAACAUGACCACCCACGGAGGCAGGCAUAAAUGCCCCUAGAGGGGUUUCGUGUCCUCAACUUUGCUUCCCCUGAGAAGAACGUGUCUGUUUUGUUGAUGUAUUGCUCAGUCUGAACUUUUGCCUCAGGUAUCUCAGUAUUAAAAGACUUUCUGUCAGUUCCAAU